AUGAUUGCCGAUACGACAAAGCUCCGCCAAUGUCUUAAGUACUUGCAAUGGCAAAAGGCCUUCAGGAUGCCGAAAGAACCAUUAACGAACUUCGAAGAGGCUCUUCCUCCAUCUCCGAAGCUCCUGAACCCUCUUCACCUGUUGACAGCAAUCCUGUUCGAAUCCCUCGUGGAGGACCAUCCAUGGCCCACUAUCACAUCCUCUGGCCAGAACCUCGGGGAACAUGAUACGGUGCUCAGCACGGAGCCAGUGCAGACCCAUCUUACGAUAUCAAUCCCACCUGAGGACCGGAUUGCGACUGACCUAAGCGUCGACGAACAUGGCACGAUAUGUUAUUACGGGCCGUGCACAAUCCGCCAGAGUGGCCACACCGACGUCUUUAUCGUCGACUUGCGACAAUUUCUCAUCGAUGAUGAGCGCCCGAACUUUUUUAUCUUCUUACUCAAAAGAGUCAUCGAUCUGGGAAACAUAUGCGCUGGGCAACAUCGCCGGCGAGACUGGUAUUCCCCGGCCGACACUAGCGAAGCUCUUGCAGAUUCACUGGACCUGGGUAUCUCCAAUGUUUAUGUGGGUUUAUCGUCCAGCUUUCAUGCGUAA
Molecule: messenger RNA, 597 nt
Organism: Diaporthe citri
Lineage: Eukaryota; Fungi; Ascomycota; Sordariomycetes; Diaporthales; Diaporthaceae
Exons: 2
Coding region: 1-597 (198 amino acids)
Source: RefSeq, a predicted model, not a curated record